This is a messenger RNA of Fusarium sp. VM40, 1266 nucleotides long. The record is from the annotation of a GenBank genome assembly. Lineage: Eukaryota; Fungi; Ascomycota; Sordariomycetes; Hypocreales; Nectriaceae.
AUGGGUUUCUUCGUCAUGUCACCCUUGAAAACAACAUCCGCAAAAGUCGCCGAGCUGGCCCAACUCAAGAGCGAGGCUUCACUCUGCCUCUUGCGGGCAGAGUUAUCAUCAUCCAUCAUAGGUCUGGAAGAUCGUUUCGACCGGGGGCGGACGCCUCGCUCAUAUGCAAACGGUCCUCAUCCAGGGAGACUGGGUGGUCAGAAUAGCGCGGUGGAUUUCGCUGCUUUUCUGAAGGCAUCUGGAUCUCGUGAGCAUCCUGUCUCGCCGUCUCGUCAACCCCAACCGGCUCCAGCACUCACUUAUCAACAACUCCCACACAAACUAUCGAACGCUUCACCUCGACUGGUUGCGCAUGUUGCGCCGACACCUGGAAUCUCGACACAGAUGUCUGGAAGGCGAGGCAUGCCUCCCCAUGCUUCGGAUCAACCGCCGGUCAAGAAGCAGAGUAAGUGGUCACCAGAGGAAGAUACCCUCAUCAUUGAGCUUCGGGGAAAAGGAAUGAAGUGGGAGGAUAUUUCCAAGCGUCUGCCAGGUCGAAGUGCGAUUAGUUGCCGUCUACACUAUCAGAACUACUUAGAAAGACGGAGUGAAUGGGACGAGGAACGCAAGAACAAGCUGGCCAGACUAUACGAGAGGUUUAAGCCGGAGAUGUGGGCUAAAGUCGCAGAAGAGAUGGCAGUCCCAUGGCGAGCAGCAGAGGCCAUGCAUUGGCAGCUUGGCGAAGCAGACAUGGCCAGACGUGCAGGUGUUAUUCCUUUCUCGCUAGCCGCAGUCAAUGUUGAGGGCAACAGCAGCCAUCGAGGCUCGCCCUCACGUAGCCACGUUCACUCACAGUCCCAGAGCAGUAUCUCUCGCGAUCUUGGAGCGCCAUCACCUCGAAUGGUGUACAACAGACCUCCCCCGAUGCCUGCCAGCAACCGAACCAUGGCUCCCCGCCGAGAGUCGAUCCCCCCGCCUCCCCCCUUGCCUAUGGGUCCUGAUCUCGCCGAAGUUCAGUAUGUGCCUGGACCAGGAUUGGCUCCCAUUCAGAACCAGCCACCACCCCGAAGCGCUGGUAUGCUUCCCGGAGUCGCUGAGCUCACUGGUGGCGUCAGUCCGUAUAGUACGCCAGCAGCAGCACCUAACUUGGGGCCCAUGCCCGGGGUCGGCCCUGGAUCUUUAUACUCGAGCCUUGCCAGUUACUCAAUGGAGUCGGCCGGCAAUAAGCGAAAAGCUUCGCCAGAUCACUACCAACACGAAGCAAACCAGCGGCGCCGCAUUGUGUAG